Molecule: messenger RNA, 443 nt
Organism: Colletotrichum acutatum
Lineage: Eukaryota; Fungi; Ascomycota; Sordariomycetes; Glomerellales; Glomerellaceae
Exons: 1
Coding region: 125-391 (88 amino acids)
Source: RefSeq, a predicted model, not a curated record
GUGCUGCGGCGUUCCAGCCGUGUGCUCGUUCGCGGCCCACAGUUGACGGUAGAGUAAGGUACUGCGUACUCGGUCGCCGGAUAACAACUGAGCCUGGUCCUCACAGCUUCAGAAGUGGACCUGGAUGCGCAUGGGUUGCUGCCGCGGGCGUGGUUCAGUGGUGUUAACAGUCGGGUACGGUUGCGCACUCGCAGCCUGUAUAGGUAUGGUUGCUGCCAAUGUCACCCGUGGAUGGACCGCAAAAGGCACUGAUACUGGUUGUCUGAGGUGGGUGGUGUUCAGGGGUGGUUUCUCAAGGUGGUGCAGUGUCACGGUCACAGCUGCCGCGAAGUUGCGAGGUUCUCUUCUGUCCAAGCUCUUCAGUGCACCUCUGAUUCUCAGGACAGGGUAAGCAGCGUCCGCGUCAGCUCGCCUCUGAAGGUAUCUGGCCAGCUCUGCGGUGA